CCCCAGAGUGCUCAGCCUCAAGAUAUUUCCAUCUUUAGUCUAUCUCGUCGAGUUCGACGGUCAGAUUCUCCAGAGCUUACCCCGUCGCUCGUGCCCGCCGGCCCUUGCGGUAAUCCCAGUCCAUCACUUUCAAGAAAAAAAUCGAGUAUAAUAGGAACACCGCGCUGCUAGCUUUGUGUGUGUUGGAGACAGCGAGCAGUUGUUGUUCUUUAGCAAAGAAGACAAGAUCCAUCAGGCCGUGAGCCUCUUCCUCCCCCUUCUCUUAUUAAAUGUCCUCAGUCCAACAUCCUAAAGUCCAAGGAUCAAGAGUGAUCCCUGCUGUCGAGAUCACCGACUACUCGACCGAGUCUGUGGAAGUCUUUGACGACCCAGCCUCGCCGCAGCAGUCUACGCGCUCGUCACUAUCACCACCGUCAAAGACGUCAUCGAGCAAACGGCGAAGCAAACCCACAGCCCGGUCCGGAUCAGACGCAGAACAAGACAGCUCCAAGAUGUCUUCGCGAUCAUCCACCAAGAAGAGUUCUUCCAAGUCUUCGUCCAAGUCGAAGCAGAAGACAGAUGACUGGAAUGAGGUCACGGAGCCAGAAGAGAGGAGGCGCAUCCAGAACCGCAUCGCGCAGAGGAAAUUCCGCGAGAAGGCGCGUGAACAAAAGGAGCGGGCGCAGCGAGAUGCCCAGAACAACGAACACGCCGGCAGCAGCUAUCGCAUCCCGGAGCCAGACGAACUCGGCCCCGAAGACGAGCUCUCGGGGCUGCCCUGGGGCAGCCUCAACAUGCGAUUCGUCGUCGCCAAGGGCCACGAGAGCACCAGCCAGCAAGGGAGCCGCCGGACGUCGGAUCACAGGAUCGAGGACAACCAGCAGUUUCUGAGCGCACAGGCGGGGGGAUUCCCGCCCGCCAUUGCCAGUUACGACGGACGAGACAGCAUUGGCGAUGAUAGUAGCAGGUACUAUGACGACUCAUCACCAUAUUACUACGACUAUGAACUCGGGCCGGCGGAUCCUAGCGGGCAAAUCUAAAAUGUUUGGUGUUUUUCUACAAUUGAGCUUGCUUCUUGGUGCAAGUCUUUCGCCGGAGAGCGGGAAUGAUGAGGCCACGACGUGUCACUUUGGGAUUCUGCCGUUGGCAGGGUUACGACAACGAAUAGAAGACGAAUUGCCAUGAUGCGGUAUGGGCUGCAGGCGAGACAUACGAGGGGCUGGAGUUGUUUGCU
This is a messenger RNA of Phialemonium atrogriseum, 1213 nucleotides long. RefSeq lists its product as uncharacterized. Gene Ontology annotation, biological process: regulation of DNA-templated transcription. Bases 270 to 1019 code for a protein of 249 amino acids. The transcript is spliced from 3 exons. Gene Ontology annotation, molecular function: DNA-binding transcription factor activity. The record is from RefSeq and is a predicted model, not a curated record. Lineage: Eukaryota; Fungi; Ascomycota; Sordariomycetes; Cephalothecales; Cephalothecaceae.